GCAGUACCCCUGUGCGCCGCCAGGAGGCUGCGCAUCCUCUAUCCAUGGUGCUGAAGAUUCGGCUCUGUCCGUGGUGCUCAGGGAUCCAUCCAGCCGGCUGCGAUGCUGUUCCACUGACUUUGCGGGUGGAUCUUGCGGGUUCCUGCGGUGUGUUGCGGUGUCUGUGACGGGGCCGCGCGGCCGCCAGCGCGUUUCGACGGGAUGUGGAAGCGGAGGGGGAGGGGAGCGCACUGAGCUUCUCACAUGGUAUUCUGUCCAUAUCCAGAUGAGUCAAGAGACGACUGAGGUUCGAACAAGAACCCGCUCCAAAGGCAUCAAAGGGUCAACAGAACCAGAAAAACAAGAGAUGAAAUUGGAGCUAAGCACCUGUCCCACCCCAGGAUGUGAUGGCAAAGGGCAUGUCAGUGGCAGAUACUCCAGACACAGAAGUGUUCUGGGCUGUCCAAUUGUAAAGAAACGGAAGCUAGAAGAGGCUGAAGCUGAGGAGAACCAGCCUGCAUCCAAACAGAGAAACCUGCCAACAAAAAGGCCUGAAGAAGAAAGCGACACAGCAGAGGAAGAAGAGCGGAUAGGCAAUGAGGAAGUAGGAGAAGAUGUAAUCAAAGACACAAUUAAAGCAAAAACUGAAGUGACACAAGAGGACAGCUCAAUGGUGAUAGCAGAGGAUGCCAAAACACCACAGUCUCUGCACGAUGAUCUAAGGGAAAUAACCAUUGCUUCCGAAUUCAAAGCUGAGAGUCAUGGGAUCAGUGAGGAGGUAAAACUGGUAAUGACUGAUUAUCUCCAUGACAACAAAGGUGUCAUGGAUGUGGAAGAAUGUGAGGAAUCAGAUCUACCCACAGAGAAAACUGCUGCUGCUGAGCUUCAUGAAACAGAAAUCGAGGAGGAGGAAAGGGAAGAGAAAGAGGAAAUUCAAUGUAACGCAUUAGAUAAGAGAAAGGUAACCAGACCCAUGAUGAGGCAGCAAAACUCUGAUCACCAGUAUUCUACUGGAGAUUACAACUUUCAGGUCAAAGAAUCCCAACAGGAAGAACCAGAGAGGGACGACGACGAGGCAGAAGAACAAGCAGAGGAAGACGAGGAGGGAGGAAGAACCGAGCCGGAAGCAGCUGUUCCAGCCACUCAGGGAACUGAUUCAGAGAUAUUACUCAGGGACCAAACAGUCAUCUCCCUUGUGGCAAGUAAACAGGGUUAUGAUGAAGGGGAUGAGGAAGAUGAUGAGGAGAAGCAGGAGAAGAGUCCAAAUCAGGUGGAAGAUGAAGAUGAAGAGGGAGACCAUGACUCAGGCAACGCUUCUCCUGGUACAUUGGUAGUAGAAGUUCCAUCUGAGGAUGAGGAAGAGGAAGAAGAAGAUGAUGAAGAUGAGGAGGAAGAUGAAGAAGAGGAGGAAGAGGAAGAAGAGGAGCAUGAACACGCCUCGGUGGGCUCAGGAAUUACAGAUGACUCUGAGAACUGGGACAUGACCCGGGGCAACCUUGGGCUGUUGGAGCAGGCCAUUGCCCUGAAGGCGGAGGAGGUGCAGGGAGGUUCAGAGAGCUUCAGCUCCUCAGACUACCAACCACACGGCAGCUCCAUUAAGGCCUCAGAAAGCGCUGCAGCCGCCCGCCGCAGCAGCUACUUCAACAAAGAAAAAAAAGAAGUGAAGUGUCCCACACCGGGUUGUGAUGGAACAGGCCAUGUGACUGGUUUAUAUCCCCAUCACCGCAGUCUGUCCGGAUGUCCUCACAAAGACCGCAUCCCUCCAGAAAUCCUGGCCAUGCAUGAGAAUGUCUUGAAGUGUCCCACUCCUGGCUGCUCAGGCCAAGGCCACGUGAACAGUAACCGCAAUACGCAUCGCAGUUUGUCUGGCUGCCCGAUUGCAGCAUCUUCUAAACUGAUCAAGCAGCAGGACAAACCAGUUCAUUUACAGGCUGCAGCAUCAGAGCCAUCCUCUAACUCUGACAGAGUUCUCAGGCCAAUGUGUUUUGUGAAACAGCUGGAAAUCCCUCAGUAUGGAAACUAUCGACCAAACACAGCAACAACAACACCUCGCGCCAACCUGGCCAAGGAGCUAGAGAAGUACUCCAAGGUGUCCUUUGACUAUGCAAGCUUUGAUGUCCAAGUAUUUGGGAAGCGUAUGAUUAUUCCGAAAACAGUUGGUAUCACUGACACCUCAGCCAAAGCCUCAAAGGCUUCACUUCCCAAGGCUUCCUCACCGACUCAUGCUGUCUCAGAGAGUUUUCCUAAGACCGCCCUGUCCUCCAGUGGUUAUGACUACAGCCAAGAGGCAGAGGCAGCCCACAUGGCAGCAACUGCUAUCCUCAACUUAUCAACACGCUGUUGGGAGAGGCCAGAGACGCUCAGCACCAAACCCCAGAAUCCCUACGCCAAGGAGUCAGACAUUGAGGUAGACGAGAAUGGCACCUUAGACCUCAGCAUGAAGAAGGCUAAGACAGAUGACACACCGUCUCCGGAACCUUCAUCAUCCUCAUACACUUCCUCUCAACCAGUGGGAGUGACAUCUCAGGAACAUACUCAUGAUGACUGGGAGGGGCCUCUAGAUUUCACAAAAUCAACUGAAGUCAAGGAAGAAGAUGAAGAAGAGAUGGACUACACUGCUCUUUCGUAUUCCUCAUCUGAAGGUGAGGAAGAUGAUCAGGAGAGCCUGGGGGACAGGAAGUACCCUGGUGAAGUUACAACCACUAACUUCAAAGUUAAGUUUCAGCCCAAAGACAGCAAAAAAGACAUUAUUGUGUGCCCAACCCCGGGCUGUGAUGGUAGUGGACACAUUACUGGCAACUAUGCAUCACAUCGAAGUCUGUCAGGCUGUCCUCUUGCUGAUAAAUCUCUGCGGACCCUCAUGGCUGCCCAUUCCGCUGAACUAAAAUGUCCAACUCCAGGUUGUGAUGGAUCAGGCCACAUUACUGGGAACUACGCCUCACACAGAAGUCUUUCUGGAUGUCCAAGAGCAAAGAAAGGUGGAGUGAAAACAACACCAACCAAGGAUGACAAAGAUGACUCAGAGCUACUGAAGUGUCCUGUUCCUGGCUGUGAUAGUCUGGGCCACAUCAGUGGGAAGUAUGCUACCCACCGCAGUGCCUACGGCUGUCCACUGGCAGCUCGUCGGCAAAAGGAAGGACUCCUUAAUGGCACUCCUUUUUCUUGGAAGGCCUUCAAGACGGAGGGCCCAACUUGCCCAACACCAGGUUGUGACGGCUCUGGCCAUGCUAAUGGCAGUUUCCUGACACACCGCAGUCUGUCAGGAUGUCCCAGGGCAUCGGCCAAUAAAAAGAAGACAAAACUCCCUGGAGAUGAGUAUAUUACUGCAAAAUUCAGAGCAAGUGAUGUUCUGGACAACGAUGAAGACAUCAAGCAGCUCAACAAGGAGAUCAGUGAGUUAAACGAGUCCAACUCAGAAAUGGAGGCUGACAUGCUGCAUCUGCACACUCAGAUAUCUUCAAUGGAGAAGAACCUAAAGAGUCUUGAGGAAGAGAACGAACAGAUGGAGGAGAAAAAUGAGGCCUUGUUCCUGGAACUAUCUGGCCUUAGUCAGGCUUUGAUCCACAGCUUGGCUAAUAUUCACCUGCCCACCAUGCAGGAGCCAAUGACAGAGCAGAACUUUGACAGCUACGUGGACACGCUGACCCAGAUGUUCACCAACAAAGACUGCUACCAGAACCCUGAAAACCGGGCGCUGCUGGAGUCCAUCAACCAGGCAGUAAAGGGCAUUGAAGUGUGAUGACGGACUAACAAGUCCUGGGACCACCUCUAGAUGACAGCCCUUUGUUUUUUGAUCCAAACCUUUUAGAUGCUACAAUGAAUUCCUCGAUGCUGGAGCUUUGUCCUGUUAUUUGGAUUCUUUUUUUCUGUUUGCAUGUUACUUUUGUCAUUUUUAAAAGUGGAGUGUGUGCAGACUCACUGUGAGGAGUAAAUACUGACAAAAGCAUGGAGUGCAGUUCUGAGCCUGGACUAAAUAGAUUCUUAGUAAAGGAGCAUAUCCCAUUUUCACCCAUAAAUGUCAUUAGUGCACAUGAGCAUCUUGUUGUUGCACCUUCAUUAGCUUGUAGGUUCUUAUAAUUGAUGUGUAAUAUUUUCAGUAAAGUGCAAUUGUUACUUUAAUAACUAACUUAUUUAUGUCUGUCUUAUUAUAUUAUGUGAACUAUUUAUUAUUGGUUAUUUUCUUGUUUAAGUAUUACUGAAUAAUUCUACUUCAGAUUUUGGAUAAUCAACAAAAAAUAAUUUCCUCUGCACUGUUGAGCAAGACUAAAUAUUUUAGGAUAUCAGCUAAAAAUUAUUUUAUAUAUUUAUUGUUUAUUUAAAGUACUGGAAUCUUUUUAUGCGCAAAUGUUUUGUAACACAAAUUUUUAAAUAAUUUUGUAAAGAUUUUUUGUGACAUUUGUUUUACAGGAUUUUGCUUCCCUUCCCCCUUAAGUACAAUUUUACACCAUGCGAAAAACUUUCUGCAUGUACAUGGUACUUAUUUGGCUUAGAUAUUACUUUUGCAUUGUUUCUGUAUUACAAUGGUUGUGAACACAUUAGACUUAAAAUAAAGGUUAACCCACAAGAA
This is a messenger RNA of Oryzias latipes (Japanese medaka), 4546 nucleotides long. RefSeq names its product myelin transcription factor 1a (gene myt1a). NCBI's taxonomy places the organism in Eukaryota, Metazoa, Chordata, Actinopteri, Beloniformes, Adrianichthyidae. The record is from RefSeq and is a predicted model, not a curated record. Gene Ontology annotation, biological process: regulation of transcription by RNA polymerase II. Gene Ontology annotation, cellular component: nucleus. Gene Ontology annotation, molecular function: RNA polymerase II cis-regulatory region sequence-specific DNA binding; zinc ion binding; DNA-binding transcription factor activity, RNA polymerase II-specific.